Phodopus roborovskii (desert hamster) is the source of this 1058-nucleotide messenger RNA. It is a transcript of the gene Tnnt2, whose product is annotated as troponin T2, cardiac type. The record is from RefSeq and is a predicted model, not a curated record. The transcript is spliced from 13 exons. Gene Ontology annotation, cellular component: troponin complex. The coding region runs from base 15 to 881 and encodes 288 amino acids. Gene Ontology annotation, molecular function: tropomyosin binding; troponin I binding; troponin C binding. NCBI's taxonomy places the organism in Eukaryota, Metazoa, Chordata, Mammalia, Rodentia, Cricetidae. Gene Ontology annotation, biological process: sarcomere organization; regulation of muscle contraction; cardiac muscle contraction.
GGAGAGCCGAGGCCAUGUCUGACGCGGAGGAGGUGGUGGAGGAGUUCGAAGAGGAGCAGGAAGAGCAAGAAGAGGCGGUGGAGGAGGAGGAUGAUGGUGGGGCUGAGGCUGAGCCUGAGGGUGAGGCUGAGACAGAGGAGACCAAAGCAGAAGAGGUUGAUCCAGAUGAAGAAGCCAGAGAUGCUGAAGAUGGUCCAACAGAGGAGUCCAAACCCAAGCCCAGCCGGCUCUUCAUGCCAAACUUGGUGCCGCCCAAGAUCCCGGAUGGAGAGAGAGUGGACUUCGACGACAUCCACAGGAAGCGCAUGGAGAAGGACUUGAAUGAGCUGCAGACGCUGAUCGAGGCUCACUUUGAGAACCGGAAGAAGGAGGAGGAGGAGCUGAUCUCUCUCAAAGACAGGAUCGAAAAGCGGCGGGCAGAGCGGGCAGAGCAACAGCGCAUCCGAAACGAGCGGGAGAAGGAGCGGCAGAACCGCCUGGCUGAAGAGCGGGCCCGGCGUGAGGAGGAGGAGAACAGGAGGAAGGCUGAGGACGAGGCACGCAAGAAGGCGGCUCUGUCCAGCAUGAUGCAUUUUGGAGGGUACAUCCAGAAGACAGAGCGCAAGAGUGGGAAGAGACAGACAGAGCGAGAGAAGAAGAAGAAGAUCCUGGCUGAGAGGAGGAAGGUGCUGGCCAUCGAUCAUCUGAACGAAGACCAGCUGAGGGAGAAGGCCAAGGAGCUUUGGCAGAGCAUUCACAACCUGGAGGCCGAGAAGUUCGACCUGCAGGAGAAGCUCAAGCAGCAGAAAUACGAAAUCAAUGUUCUGCGGAACAGGAUCAACGACAACCAGAAAGUCUCCAAAACUCGUGGGAAGGCCAAAGUCACCGGACGCUGGAAAUAGAGACAGGCUGCUCUCGCUGAAGCUCUGCUCCUUGCCAGUGUCCCUGCCCUGAGCAUCCCAGCUCUGGGUCCUCCUGGACACCCAACGCAGACUCCUGCCUGCAAAGUGGGAGCUGGGCUAGCUAGCAGCCAGUACUCUGCCUGAUCCCCGUUCCAAUACCACUCCAGUAAUAAAAGG